Ostrinia nubilalis (European corn borer) is the source of this 1223-nucleotide messenger RNA. RefSeq names its product bcl-2-related ovarian killer protein homolog A-like. Bases 80 to 895 code for a protein of 271 amino acids. Gene Ontology annotation, cellular component: mitochondrial outer membrane. The transcript is spliced from 5 exons. The record is from RefSeq and is a predicted model, not a curated record. Gene Ontology annotation, biological process: intrinsic apoptotic signaling pathway in response to DNA damage; extrinsic apoptotic signaling pathway in absence of ligand; regulation of apoptotic process. NCBI's taxonomy places the organism in Eukaryota, Metazoa, Arthropoda, Insecta, Lepidoptera, Crambidae. Gene Ontology annotation, molecular function: protein homodimerization activity; protein heterodimerization activity.
CGACGAGUACGUGCCGCCGCUGCGUAGAAAGCUGAGCACGCCGCUCGUUGCGCUGCCAGGCGCUGAAGGGCUGCUGGGUAUGCCACAUAUAACCCGCACAACACCUAGCCGUUCGCUUUCGCCGCUGGACCGGACAAAGCGUCGCUUCAGUACGAUGGUGUCCAGCGCUGCAGCGGCUGCGGUGUCGCGGAGACUGUCGGCUACCUUAGGUUGGUGCCUGGCGACUCCUACGCAAGUCAAGCCACAACUGGUUAGGCAAGGGCGCGCGUUGUGCUUGCAAUACAUCAAGGCACAGAUAAGACGAUCUACUCUCUGCGCGAAAAAGCAAAUCGUCAUGAAACGCUUGCAACGCAUGGUGGAGACGGAAUGCGGUGAAGAAGCCCAGACCAACCUGGACACCGGCAUUUUGACAGCUAUGAGGGCACUGUGCGCGGCCUUAGAACGCAAGAGGCCUGACGCGUUCAGACACGUAGCCCGUCAGGCCACGCGGGCGCCUUCUACCAUGCUGCGCUCGGAUACAGCACUAGCAGAACUUGCGCUGGCGCUUGCACGGCGUAUCACUAGGGAUAACCUCACUUGGUCCAAGAUUGCUGCGGUGUUCUGCAUUUGUGGAGCGCUGGCUCGCGAGGCGGCCGAGGCAGCGAAUGGGGAGCCGCCGUUGGAGCUGGUGGCAGCGCCGGCGGCGGCCAUCGCGGACCUCCUGCACGAGGAGCCUGGCUCCUGGGUCGCGGCUCGUGGAGGCUGGGAGGGUCUCAUCGAACGCCUCAAAGCCAGCGAGCGCGACCACCGCUCUGAGAAGGCGCUCCGAGUGAUGGUGAUUUUCUUCGUGGUGGCCUGCUUAUUGCUGCUAUUCCUGCGAUGGGUGCUGCGCGGUCACCCGAAUUACCGACUAUGACGCUACUAGUAUUAAACACAGGGGCUUUGGGGUUUAUCCCAAUCGAACCAUAAACAACAAUCAGUUAAAUUCUCAAAUCUAAAUAGACCGGACCGUAAUUUCAAAGGAUGCUCAACGUCCUUAUUGCCGUGUAACAAGGUUCACAAAACAGCUUCAAGUCAGUUUUCCAAUGCGAUUUUUUUUUCCGCAAAAGAAAAAGUGACAUUAGCAUUUCCCGGUUCAUCCAGACCGUUCGAUUGAUCUACUUAAAUAUCGAGAAUGUAGCUGGUUAAUUAACUAUGAAAGUAUUAAGAGGUAUGUUAAGAUAUCAAUAAAAACAUUUAUUUUA